CUCGCUUAGCCGGCGGCAGAAGCAGACGGAACCGCAUCUGGUCCCUCGGGUGGUGGUUGUCGUCGUCUUCUUGCUUCUCACGGUCUCUGUCUCGCACCUGGUCUCGAUCUCUGCCUUCCCUGCGCUCUUCGUCGCCGGUAACAAAAUUUUUGUCGUCUUCUUGCUUCGAGCCUUGCCGUCAGCUUCUCCCUCGCCAUCAGCUUCUCCUUGGUCGUCAGCUUUCUUUGCGCAACCUGAUUUGCUAUCUGCCAGCUGUGCUCUCCUCCUACCCAGCCGCCGCAUUCCCCUUCUCCGCCGUCGUCUCCUUCACUUCGCCUGCAAAAGCUUGUCCGUUUUCGCUUUCCUCGCUCUCGCCUUCAUUGCCGUCGCAAUCGUCGCCUUCCAGCCACUUGGCAGACGUUGUCGUCGCUGUCUCCCUCCCGUUGAAUCCUCCCUCUCAGAAGCCUUGCAAUCGCCGACAUCGCCUCUCAGAUUGCAGUUCGAAAAGAGUAUGGUUUGUUUCUCCAGAGCAACUAGUGUUACAGAGAUUUUAUUGUUGUUCAACCACAAAGGGGAAGAUAAAAGAAUGAACCUUGGUUCUAUUUUGUCCCUUUGUGAUGCACUGAGAAUUGAGCUAGGUUUGAAUUGGUUUUGUUGUCAUAGGUUAUUAUCCUCUUUUGGGCAAGUUUUGUGGAUUUGUGAUUCCUAGUUCGCUGAGUGCCAUUGAUCAUUGGUCGCCGGAGGUGAAGGGGCAGGGGAUGGUUUGUUUUGGACAUCUUGGAAAAAAUGUUUGAGAUUGGUUCAUAUGCGGAUGUGAUUCUUGAUGCUUGUUGCCAGAAUAUUGGAGAAGCUAAUUAGAAAUUUCUUGUUUAUUGUUUAUGGAGCCAAAAAAUGAGCAGCCAAAUUCUUCAAAGAAAGCAAAGGAUCUGAAUAUUGAGGGUUACCCAGUUGGGGGUCUGUCCAUUGGAGGCCAUGAAACUUGCAUCAUAUUUCCCACUCUUAAAGUAGCUUUCGACAUUGGUCGCUGCCCACCUCGCGCCGUUUCCCAAGACUUUCUGUUGAUCUCCCAUGCGCACAUGGAUCACAUAGGAGGACUACCGAUGUAUGUUGCCACACGUGGCCUGUACCGUAUGAAGCCACCAACAAUUAUUGUACCAAUUUCAGUAAAAGAGGAUGUAGAGAAACUCUUUGAAGUCCAUAGGAAAAUGGACCAUUCAGAGCUCAAGCACAACUUGAUUGGGUUAGAUGUAGGAGAGGAGUUUUAUUUGAGAAAAGAUCUUAAAGUAAAAGCAUUUCGGACUUACCAUGUUAUAUCCAGCCAGGGUUAUAUACUGUACUAUGUAAGGCAGAAACUUAAACCAGAGUACAUUGGUCUUUCCGGAAAUGAAAUCAAGAAUUUGAAGUCUUCGGGUGUGGAGAUAACAUACACUUUGACAGAACCUGAGAUCGCAUUCACGGGAGACACCAUGUCAGAUUUCAUAGUUGAUGAAAGUAACACUGAUGUUUUGCGGGCUAGAAUUCUUGUCAUAGAGUGUACCUUCGUGAACAAUUCAAUCACUGUGGAGCAUGCCAAAGAUUAUGGACACACGCAUCUGUCUGAGAUAAUUGGAUAUGCCGAACGGUUUAAGAACAGAGCAAUCCUCUUGAUUCACUUUUCAGCGCGUUACACCGUGGAGGAAAUUGAAGAAGCUGUAACUGGUUUGCCACCCCCUCUAGCUGGUCGAACUUUUGCACUUACCGAAGGUUUCUGACAAGAAGUUGGGAGUUUGGUUCAAGUAACCAAUGUGGUCACAAGAUUGUUGUUUAGGCAUUAACUGCAUUGGAACCGUAGCGGAAAUUGCAACCUUUACUAUGUAUACCAUUUUAAUCCCAAUUUUUGCAUCACGUCACAACCACAACCACCAUUGUAGGUGCAAUUUAAAACUAUCCAUCCGCUUUUUUAGCAAGUGGUCAUAGGCAAGCUGCACAUUGUCAUUGAUGGAAAAUGAGCAGUGGAAUGCAAGGCAAAGUCGGCUGCUUUAGGCCCCAGUUACCAAGUCGUUGAUCAGGGUGUCUGUAAUUUUAAUCAAUUUUCAGUUUUCGGUACUUUCGUCAAAUGAAGUUUAUUUUUUAUAGAUACGAUUUAUACCAUGAUCCAAAAUCAUGGUCCAAAUAAAUAUUCACUUCAGCAAGGAAUCCAGAAAAAGUAUAAUAGAUUUACGCAAA
Arachis ipaensis is the source of this 2184-nucleotide messenger RNA. The record is from RefSeq and is a predicted model, not a curated record. Lineage: Eukaryota; Viridiplantae; Streptophyta; Magnoliopsida; Fabales; Fabaceae.